Messenger RNA from Drosophila serrata, 1205 nucleotides. RefSeq names its product Urate oxidase (gene Uro). The record is from RefSeq and is a predicted model, not a curated record. Gene Ontology annotation, molecular function: urate oxidase activity. Gene Ontology annotation, cellular component: peroxisome. Gene Ontology annotation, biological process: urate catabolic process; purine nucleobase catabolic process. NCBI's taxonomy places the organism in Eukaryota, Metazoa, Arthropoda, Insecta, Diptera, Drosophilidae.
GAGAGUAACAACUGCAUUCAGUAUGUUUGCCACGCCCCUCAGACAACAGACCACCAGUGCGGUAAACCAGAGCCAGGGAAAGGCGACGCAUAUCGGUAUGGAUGGCCACGGCAAGCCGUAUCAGUACGAGAUCACCGACCAUGGCUAUGGCAAGGAUUCGGUUAAGGUGCUCCAUGUGAGUCGCGAGGGACCCGUUCACACCAUCCAGGAGUUCGAAGUAGGCACUCACCUGAAGCUGUACAGCAAGAAGGACUACUACCAGGGCAACAACUCGGACAUUGUGGCCACGGACUCGCAAAAGAACACGGUGUACCUGCUGGCUAAAAAGCAUGGCGUUGAGAGUCCCGAGAAGUUCGCUCUGCUGCUGGCCAAGCACUUUAUCAACAAGUACUCCCAUGUGGAGGAGGCACACGUUCAUGUGGAGGCCUAUCCGUGGCAGCGGGUCUGCCAGGAGGAGACCAGGACGGUCACCAAUGGUCAGGACCAGGCUCAGGGCAGGUCAAACCAGGCGAGCUGCAACUUUAGCUCGAUCGACAAUCGAUCGCUGCACAACCACGCCUUCGUCUUUACGCCCACAGCUCAGCACUACUGUGACGUAGUCAUGAGGCGGACAGAUCCCAAACAAACCGUCAUCACUGGCAUCAAGGGUCUCCGGGUGCUGAAGACAACACAAUCUUCGUUCGUGAACUUUGUCAACGAUGAGUUCCGAUCCCUGCCGGAUCAGUAUGAUCGGAUAUUCAGCACUGUGGUGGACUGUUCCUGGGAGUAUUCCGAUACUGACACCGUGGACUUCUCACGGGCCUGGCAAACGGUCAAGAAUAUCAUCAUUCGCAACUUUGCCGGUGAUCCCCAGGUGGGCGUAUCCUCGCCCUCCGUCCAGCACACUCUGUAUCUGAGUGAGAGGCAGGUCCUCGAUGUCUUGCCGCAGGUGUCGGUCAUCUCGAUGACCAUGCCAAAUAAGCAUUACUUCAACUUCGACACAAAGCCGUUCCAGCAGAUCGUGCCGGGGGAUAACAACGAGGUCUUCAUCCCGGUGGACAAGCCACAUGGCACCAUCUACGCUCAGUUGGCACGUAAAAAUAUUAACAGUCACCUUUAGGUCUCAACAAAUUUAGGCAAUUUUAAAUUAAUUCACUCUUGCUAUUGCAUAUAUGUAUCUCUGAUAUCAAUCAAUCAGAAUAAAUAAAGUUUAGCUCAUGGCAAUA